AUGACAGACGAGGGCUCCGGUCCAGGUGCAUGCACCGUCCCGCCCCUCCGCUCUCCACUUUCCUCUGCAACCGCGCCUCCCCUGCUACUACUGUACUACCCAAGCGAAGCCAAAGGCAGCCUUCACCUGUACGCGGCGCCCAAUCUAGUCCAACCCCUCCACCGGCGCCAGAUCGCGGAGGACCCUGCCGUCUCCCGCCCAUUCUCCGAUUCCAGAUCAAACAAUGAACUGCAGGAGUUGUGGCCAGUUGGUGAGAUAGACCCAAAGAGAGGGCGAUUCCCAUGUUGCAUUGUCUGGACUCCUCUUCCUAUAGUUUCAUGGCUUGCUCCUUACAUAGGGCAUGUUGGAAUCUGUCAGGAGGAUGGAUCUGUCCUGGAUUUUGCUGGUUCAAAUUUAGUGAGCAUGGAUAAUUUUGCAUAUGGUUCUGUCUCUAGAUACCUCCAGCUGGACAGAAAUAAGUGCUGCUUUCCUGCUAAUCUGGCGGCACAUGUAUGCGAGUGGCCGUACAAACACACAGAAGUUGGAACAGCAACAUCAUGGGAUGGAGCCCUGCAACUGGGCACGAGACAUUUCCAGCACAAAUACUACAACCUGUUCACCUGCAACUGCUACUCAUUCGUGGCGAACUGCCUGAACCGGCUUGCCCACGGUGGUUCGGCGGAGUGGAAUGUUUUGAACGUGGCAGCUCUUGUUUGGCUGCACGGCGAGUGGGUGGACAAAAUGUCUAUCGUUCGGUCAUUCGCGCCAUUCGUAACUGUGACGUGCAUUGGUAUUUUUAUGGCCGGCUGGUCUUUCCUAAUAGGGAUAUUGGCAUUCUGUUUGCUUCUGAUAGGGUGGUUUGUCUUUGCUGUAUACUGCACGAAAGGUUUGGUGUGCUGA
Messenger RNA from Triticum turgidum subsp. durum (durum wheat), 879 nucleotides. The record is from the annotation of a GenBank genome assembly. Lineage: Eukaryota; Viridiplantae; Streptophyta; Magnoliopsida; Poales; Poaceae.